This is a messenger RNA of Suillus paluster, 2523 nucleotides long. RefSeq names its product P-loop containing nucleoside triphosphate hydrolase protein. The transcript has 4 exons. Gene Ontology annotation, cellular component: mitochondrion. Gene Ontology annotation, molecular function: GTPase activity; GTP binding. NCBI's taxonomy places the organism in Eukaryota, Fungi, Basidiomycota, Agaricomycetes, Boletales, Suillaceae. The record is from RefSeq and is a predicted model, not a curated record. Gene Ontology annotation, biological process: mitochondrial translation; ribosome disassembly. Bases 40 to 2415 code for a protein of 791 amino acids.
AAACCUCCUCGGAUUAUUCCGAGUACUGAUCCUUAGGUCAUGCUUCGUAGGGUCUUAUGGCUACCGGUGAGGGUCCGCCAACUGAAGCUUCUGGGUCAGCGCUUUUUGGCUACCGAGGCUCAAAAUGAGACAUCUCUCAUUAGAAAUAUGGCGCUGGUCGCCCACAUUGACUCUGGGAAAACUACGCUCACGGAGUCCAUCCUGCACAAGUCGGCCUACCUAGCAGCUCCUGGCUCAGUCGACACUGGCAGCACUACCACAGACUUCUUGCCUGCUGAACGGGAACGCGGUAUCACAAUCCAAUCCGCGAGCAUUCCAGUCAAAUGGGACAAAUGGGCUUUCAAUCUCAUAGACACACCAGGUCAUGCUGAUUUUGGUAUGGAGGUGGAGAGCGCAAGUCGCAUUGUUGAUGGAGCUGUCGUCCUCAUUGAUUCAGUGGAAGGAGUCGAAGCACAAACCAAGGGCGUUUGGCGACAACUGGAUAAAUAUGGUGUCCCUACCAGGCUUAUGUUUCUAAAUAAACUGGACCGACCGGGUGCUUCUUUCAGGUCAUCGUUGGUCUCUCUACUCACCCAUAGACUGCACCCAAACCCCAUGACUUUAGCAUUGCCAAUUGCUUCAUUCCAUGUUGAAGAUUACAUGCGAGCUGAACCCGGCAUCCAAGGGCUGGUAGAUCUGGUAAAAUGGGAAAUUUGGAAAUGGACGGAAGAUGGUGACUCUGCCAUACAACCCCUUCCUAGAACAGUCGAAGAACUAGCAAAAAGCGGCAUCCUUCCGGCAAACCAUCCAAUACUACCGCAUCUUGUGGCCGCACGGACAGUGCUUUUGGAAAACCUCUCGAUGUACUCCGACGAAUUGAUGGAGCAUCUACUUGCUCUGCCGCCAGGACCUUCAUCGUAUCUUGAUGUCGAGACGUCUGCAAUCAUGCCACAUCUUCGUAAAGCUACACUAAGCAAUGAGAUUCUCCCCGUUCUGUGCGGCUCUGCGAUGAGAAGUAUUGGAACAGAAUUGGUAAUGAACUACGUUGGCGAGCUCCUGGCAAGUCCGAUGGACGUUCGGUUGGACGCGGAGUCAGCUGACGGACCGCUGCGGCUCCUAGCAUGGAAAGUGAGCUGGGAUAAACGCAAAGGGUGGAUGACGUUCGUUCGCGUGUAUUCUGGAACCCUCAAGCGCCAGAGCUCUGUGUUCAACGUGACCAGCGGCCAGAAAGAGAAAAUUUCCAAGGUUCUUCUCCUAUACGCGGCGGAAGCACAGGAAGUCGACUCCCUGCCUUACGGCUCUGUCGGAGUCAUAUUGGGCUUGAAGUUCACUCGCACAGGCGACACUCUCGUUGACGCUCGUUGCUCGUCUAACACAUCCCUUCGAGGAGUCGUACCACCACCCGCAGUUAUGUCGGCCUCUGUUAUUCCCAAGUCCCACUCCGAUCUUGACCCCGUACAGGAGGCCUUGUAUGCUUUAUCUCGGACUGACCCUUCCGUUCGGGUAGAUAUGCAGGAAGGCCAAUUACUCGUCCACGGAUUAGGUGCCCUGCAUCUCGAGAUCGUCGAGGGGAGACUACGAGAUGAAUGGAAUGUUAAUUUUGAACUGGGAAGCCGCCGUGUCAGCUAUCGCGAAUCUCUGGGACCCGGGCCCAGCUCCGACGUAAAUCAUUGGGCUACUGAAAUUGCGGGAAAACAAGUCACUAUCAAAAUCCUGAUGACGGUGGAACCUCUCGCUAACGACGAGCAGGGCGAUCCGGUCUGGGAUGGUAACCUUGUCUUGGGUCCAAGUGGAAAGCCCUUGCCAUCUCCAGAUGCCUUCCGGGAUCAACUGGACCCCAUGGCCAAUAUCGCUCGGGGCUUGUCUAGCUCUCUAUCAAAUUCACCACAUACCUCCCUACCGCUCUCUCAUAUCAAGAUCCAUGUUACAGAGUACAACCUUCCUCGUGACAUUCCAACGUCUAUUCUUGCCGGUGCUAGUUCCUCCAUUCUGCGGACUCGAAUACGGGAAGCAGGAAUAGGUCCUGUAUUAGAGCCAUUCAUCAAGCUCAAGAUCUCCCUUCAUGAGGACACCAUGGGAAAGGUUGUUAAAGAUCUCACUGAAAACGGUGGCGAAGUUUUGGACCUUGCUUCCGACACAUCAGCUAUAGAUGGAGACGACGAAGCAGUUGCGUAUUCGAUGGACGGAUUAUACAUUCCUCCAGAAGAACUAUCGCCAUCAUCCGCCGCCUCUACAACAUCCAAAUUCUCAAGCGACACACCACGGCUCAAGCGCACCAUCCAUGCAGUUGCACCGCUUAGCCGCAUGCUGGAUUAUUCAACUCGGCUUCGUGCUUUGUCUGGGGGACAUGGUCUCUACGACAUGCUGAGCGCAGGAUUCAGACCAGUCUCUGACUUACGUAGAUUGGAGAUAUUAAGAGAAAUAGGGCGCGCAUAGUAUCAUUGAUUGAGUACAGAUAUAUCCAAUAGAACAAUGUAAUCACACUACGAAAACUCCCUCACCUCAUCUGCAUCCCCGAAUAAUACCGCACCAUCCAUUUCAUCA